Messenger RNA from Rhodamnia argentea, 2012 nucleotides. RefSeq names its product pyruvate decarboxylase 1. Bases 38 to 1858 code for a protein of 606 amino acids. The record is from RefSeq and is a predicted model, not a curated record. Lineage: Eukaryota; Viridiplantae; Streptophyta; Magnoliopsida; Myrtales; Myrtaceae. Gene Ontology annotation, molecular function: carboxy-lyase activity; thiamine pyrophosphate binding; magnesium ion binding. The transcript has 7 exons.
CUCCGCUCUCUCCGCCAAUCUCCGCCGCUCCUCCUCCAUGGACACCAACAUCGGAGCCCUCAACUCCUGCAAGCCCGCCUCGAGCGACCUCGGCUCUCCCCCCAACGGCGCCGCCUCGGCCAUCCAGAGCUCGGCCCCCCCGCACGCGGCGCUCGCCUUCCCCGACGCCACCAUGGGCCGCCACCUCGCCCGCCGGCUCGUCCAAAUCGGCGUCACCGACGUCUUCUCCGUCCCCGGCGACUUCAACCUCACGCUCCUCGACCACCUCAUCGCCGAGCCGGGGCUCAACCUCGUCGGCUGCUGCAACGAGCUCAACGCCGGGUACGCCGCCGACGGCUACGCCCGCUCGCGGGGCGUCGGGGCAUGCGUCGUCACGUUCACCGUCGGCGGGCUUAGCGUGCUCAACGCCAUUGCCGGCGCUUACAGCGAGAACCUGCCGGUGAUCUGCAUCGUCGGCGGGCCCAACUCCAACGACUACGGGACGAACAGGAUACUUCACCAUACCAUUGGGUUGCCUGAUUUCAGCCAAGAGCUUAGGUGUUUUCAGACAGUUACUUGUUUCCAGGCUGUGGUGAAUAAUUUGGAAGAUGCACAUGAACUGAUCGAUACCGCGAUCUCGACUGCUCUGAAAGAAAGCAAGCCCGUUUACAUAAGCAUAAGCUGUAACUUGCCUGCCAUACCUCAUCCUACAUUCAGUCACGAGCCGGUUCCAUUUUCACUCUCUCCCAAAUUGAGUAAUCAGAUGGGACUGGAAGCUGCAGUAGAGGCAGCUGCAGAGUUCUUGAACAAGGCAGUCAAGCCGGUAAUGGUGGGUGGCCCGAAACUCCGGCCUGCAAAGGCUUGUGAGGCAUUCAUAGAACUAGCUGAUGCCUGUGGCUAUACUGUAGCUGUGAUGCCAUCGGCUAAAGGGCUCGUGCCUGAGCACCAUCCCCACUUUAUUGGGACUUACUGGGGUGCGGUGAGCACUGCAUUCUGCGCCGAGAUUGUGGAAUCCGCGGAUGCCUACUUGUUUGCUGGGCCCAUUUUCAAUGACUACAGCUCCGUUGGGUAUUCCCUUCUUCUGAAGAAGGAGAAGGCCAUUAUCCUGCAGCCUGAUAGGGUUGUGAUCGGAAAUGGACCCUCUUUUGGUUGUGUUAUGAUGAAGGAUUUUCUUAAAGCACUCUCGAAGCGGCUUAAGCGGAAUACCACUGCUUAUGAGAAUUAUCAUAGGAUUUAUGUUCCUGAGGGACAUCCAUUGAAGUGUGAACCCAAGGAGCCCCUGAGGGUGAAUGUCCUGUUCAAACACAUACAGGACAUGCUUUCUAGUGAAUCAGCUGUGAUUGCUGAGACUGGAGACUCUUGGUUCAACUGCCAGAAGCUGAAAUUACCAAGAAACUGCGGGUAUGAAUUCCAAAUGCAGUAUGGAUCUAUUGGAUGGUCCGUUGGUGCGACUCUUGGGUAUGCGCAGGCGGUGCCAGAGAAGAGGGUCAUUGCAUGCAUUGGAGAUGGUAGUUUCCAGGUAACUGCCCAAGAUGUGUCAACUAUGCUGCGAUGUGGGCAGAAUACCAUCAUCUUCCUGAUAAACAACGGCGGCUACACCAUCGAAGUUGAGAUCCACGAUGGUCCCUACAAUGUGAUCAAGAACUGGAACUACACUGGCCUGGUGGAAGCAAUUCACAACGGCGAGGGAAAGUGCUGGACUACGAAAGUUUUCUAUGAGAAGGAGCUUAUCGAAGCGAUUCAGACGGCCACAGGGCCCAAGAAGGAUUGCUUGUGCUUCAUAGAGGUGAUAGUUCACAAGGACGACACCAGCAAAGAGCUUCUGGAAUGGGGUUCCCGGGUCUCGGCCGCCAACGGUCGUCCUCCCAAUCCUCAGUAGAAGAGCCUUGAUUCUCAUCAGUAUGUUGCUUCAAGUUGCUUCUUGUUGUGUGCAUAAAAACAGAGCAUCGUCUUCUCGAGCAACGCUGGUUCCGGCAAUGAUUACUUAGCUUUGAUUGUGCAAUUGGGGAAAAAAAACAAAACAUGUUGUGUCC